CUCAAUGGAGGCUCCUGUGCAGAACGUGAGAAGUACCAGAAGAUCCAAAGAAGAUAAAAAACGGUUGAAGCGACAAAUAAAAGCUUCUCACACACUGCUGAAGCAUGAAGGCAUCGCCACCGCGCUCCAGCCCACUCAGUGUGUGGUGGUGUGUAAUGGAGGUUUAGGGAACGGUGUGAGCAGGGAGCUGCUGUUGGAGGUGCUGACCGCAGGUGGCGCUGUGAUCCAGUCUCUCCUCAUGCCUCCUAAUAAACCCUACAGUUUUGCCACCUUCACGUCUCUACAGGAGAGCCAGAGAGCUCACACUCUGUGUAACGGCCACGUGCUGGACUGUAACGGACAUGACGUCACUCUGUACUGCAGCUACGUCCAGCCAGUGGAUGGAGGAGUGAGGAGUGGACCUGAGUGUGUGUCUCUCCCCCCUGGUCUGUGUGUGCUGGAGAACUUUGUGUCUCCUGAAGAAGAGUGUCGGUUGUUGCAGGCUGUGGACUGGACGUCGCAUGAUGAUGAUGAUGUCACAGCACGGAGCGAAGCACAGCGAGAACUGAAGCACCGCAGAGUGAAGCAUUAUGGGUACGAAUUUCGCUAUGACAACAACAACGUGGACAAAGACAAACCGCUGCCUGAAGGUCUGCCGUUGGUGUGUGAGUCUGUGCUGCAGAGGUGUAUGUGUGACGGACACAUCAGCUUCCUUCCUGACCAGCUGACAGUCAACCAGUACAAGAGUGGACAAGGGAUCCCCCCGCAUGUGGACACACACUCAGCGUUUGAGGACACUAUCCUGUCCCUCAGUCUGGGAGCACAGACUGUGAUGGAUUUCCGUCACCCUGAUGGUCAGUCUGUAGCUGUGGUUUUACCAGUGAGGAGUCUCUUAGUAAUGAAAGGGGAGAGUCGUUACCUCUGGACUCAUGGUAUAACACCCAGGAAGUUUGAUGUGGUACCUGCAUCAACAGCUGAGAGGUCAGGGGUGGUGAACUUUGACCCCAGUGAUCUGACUUUGAACCAGCGUGGAACACGGACGUCCUUUACCUUCCGCAAAAUCCGACACACACCCUGUGACUGUGCGUACCCAUCAGUGUGUGACAGUCAGCGCCCCCCCUCCCCCCCUUGUCUCCCGGUUGCUCGUAGCGACGCAUGCCACUUAGAGGAGCAGUAUGUUCACCGUGUUUAUGAGGAAAUCUCCGCCCACUUCAGCAGCACUCGCCACGCUCCCUGGCCACGGGUCCGCGACUUCCUGCUCUCGUUGCCGAGCGACGCCAUCGUGGCCGACAUCGGCUGUGGUAACGGCAAAUACCUGGGAAUCAACCCUCAGGUGUUUUCGCUGGGCUGUGACCGCAGCAUGAACUUGGUGUCCAUCUGCGCUGAGCGAGGUUUCCCCUCGGUGGUGUGUGACGCUCUGUCCGUCCCCCUGCGCAGCUCCGCCUUCGACGCUGUCAUCUCCAUCGCUGUCAUCCAUCACUUCUCCACACAGGAGAGGAGACUGGCGGCCGUCACUGAGCUGGUGCGUCUGCUGAAGGUCGGAGGUCGUGCCCUGAUCUACGUCUGGGCGAUGGAGCAGGAAUACAAGAACCAAAAAUCCAAAUAUCUCAAAACUGACAGGACGCAGAACACGGACCCAGAAACGUCCAAGCUGACCGCUGAACACAUGAACGACCAGGAACAAACCGAAAGCGAGUCCAGUGUGAGGCAGGUGCAUGCUGGGAAAGUGAGCUCAAACCCAGCUGACACAGAGGAGAAUUGUGGGAAGGAAGCCCCGCCCAGACUGAGCGUUCACACCAACCGCACGGCGUUUGUGUCUCAGGACCUCCUUGUCCCGUGGCAUCUGAAAGCUGAAUUGAAGACGAGUCCCGGUCCCGUGUUCCACCGCUUCUAUCACGUGUUCCAGCGAGGAGAGCUGGAGGAUCUGUGUGGGUGUGUCAGAGGGGCGGAGCUACAGCACAGCUACUACGACCAGGGCAACUGGUGCAUCAUCCUGCAGAAAACACACCAACCAUAAUGGCUACCAACACACACAUACACAACAUACACACACACACACACACACACAACAUAUACACACAUAUACACACGACUCUGUGACAUACACCACACACACACACACACACAACAUACACACACACAACAUAUACACACGACUCUGUGACAUACACCACACACACACACACACAACAUACACACAAGUCUGUGACACACACACAUGACUCUGUGACAUACACCACACACAUACACACACACACA
Molecule: messenger RNA, 2238 nt
Organism: Hemibagrus wyckioides
Lineage: Eukaryota; Metazoa; Chordata; Actinopteri; Siluriformes; Bagridae
Gene: alkbh8
Product: alkB homolog 8, tRNA methyltransferase
Exons: 11
Coding region: 5-1996 (663 amino acids)
Biological process (GO): tRNA wobble uridine modification
Cellular component (GO): nucleus; cytoplasm
Molecular function (GO): tRNA binding; S-adenosylmethionine-dependent methyltransferase activity
Source: RefSeq, a predicted model, not a curated record